GCUGAGGCUCCUUCGGCUCUGUGCAGCUGGCGCAGCAGAGGGAGCCUGGACUCUGAUGGAGGAGGCUGGGAGCUUACAUCUCUGCUGCAUUCAGAGGCGCCCAGGCUGCAGCCGCUGGGUGAAGUUCCCAGCACACACUCAGCCGCGCUGCUAGCACCCAGGGUUGUGGGUUAGCCCCGGCGCUUGUCAACAACAGGGCGAGAUCCCAUUUUUUGCUUUCUCAGAGAAAAGGCUGAGAAAUGAGCCGUCCAAGGAAUCUGGCAAGGAGAAGAGUGAAAGGCAGAUUCCUGCCAGCAGCUAAGUUGUAAAAUUGCUUUGGAGGCUACCCAGGGAGCGUGAUAAAAUUGAUAAGAAAAGAGCAGAUAGGGCUCCGGAGCGAAGGCAUGCCUGACUGCACUUGAGUUGGGCGCAGGGACGCAGCAACUCCAUUGCAAGGGGGAUUCCUGAAAGGAAAACGCGUCCAUCCCGAAAGAAGAGGAACAAGCCAGCAAGCGUGUGCAUUUUUUUAGAAGGCGAGUCCCUAAGACACAGCAUGAAGUUAUAUGAAUAUGAGAGAACCAGGAAUCCCCUCUUCUGGGAAAGAAUUCCUUUUCCAAACGGAGACAGGCUUCUGGAUCCUGCCAAACCUUGACCUUGUCGCGGGGCCUCAUCUGCCUUUCCUGCUCUUUGCAGGGACUCUUGGAACAUUGGAGCAGUGAUGCUGGCCUCGUGUUUACAGAUUUCCACCCUGUUACCUUGUUUACGUCUCUGUAUUAGACAAGCUUGCACUAAUUGCUCUCCAUGGUGGCCAAUCUCUUCAAGAGCUUGAUUUUACCUUACAUUCAUAAGCUUUGCAAAGGAAUGUUUACAAAGAAAUUGGGAAAUACAACCAAAAAGAAAGAGAAUCGUCAGCAGAAAAAGGAUCAAGAUUUUCCUACUCCUGCCCAAAGCAAACCCCCCAAGUUUUCAAAUACCCUGAAAAACACCGUAAAGAGGAUCACAAAGUCUCCAUCCACUCGCAACUUCUCUGCUGAAGACAACGAGGCUAACCAGGCCUUUUCCCUCUCACCAACGUUCAGUUACCGAGUAGCUAUUGCCAAUGGCCUUCAGAAGAAUGUGAUCAGCAGCGAUGAGGACCCACUUCAGGAGCUGUCUUCAAUUGAGAGUUCCUACUCCGAAUCCUUAAAUGAGCUAAGGAGCACCACAGAAAACCAGGAGCAGCCAACACGCACCAUGCCUGUCCGACGCAACAGGAAGAGCUCAAGCAGCCUGGCGCCCUCGGAGGGCAGCUCCGAUGGGGAGCGCACUCUGCACAGCCUAAAAUUGGGAGCUUUACGAAAACUGAGAAAAUGGAAGAAGAGCCAAGAGUGUGUCUCCUCAGACUCAGAGUUAAGUGCAGUAAAGAAAACCUGGGGCAUAAGAAGCAAGUCUUUGGAUAGAACUGUCAGAAACCCAAAGACGAAUGCUCUGGAGCCGGGGUUCAGCUCUUCUGGCUGUAUUAGCCAAACCCAUGAAGUCAUGGAAAUGAUCUUCAAAGAACUUCAGGGCAUAAGUCAGAUCGAAACAGAACUUUCCGAACUCCGGGGGCACGUGAAUGCUCUCAAGUACUCCAUUGACGAGAUCUCUAGCAGUGUGGAGGUUGUCCAAAGUGAGAUCGAGCAGCUGCGCACAGGGUUCGUCCAGGCUCGGAGGGAAACCAGAGACAUUCACGACUAUAUCAAACACUUGGGGCACAUGGGCAGCAAGGUGAGCCUGAGGUUUUUAAAUGUGCCUGAAGAGAGAUUUGAGUACGCUGAAAGUGUGGUGUACCAAAUCCUAGUAGAUAAAAUGGGAUUCUCUGAUGUACCAAAUACUAUUAAAAUUGAAUUUGCUCAGAGGAUAGGACACCAAAGGGACUGUCCCAAUGCGAAACCACGACCCAUUCUUGUCUACUUUGAAACCCCUCAGCAAAGAGACUCUGUCUUAAAGAAAUCAUAUAAACUCAAAGGCACGGGCAUUGGGGUUUCCACAGAUAUUCUGACUUAUGACAUCAGGGAAAGGAAAGAGAAGGGGAUUCCUUCCUCCCAGACAUAUGAGAGCAUGGACAUGAAGCUAUCCACUCCAGAGCCCAAAGCCAAGAAGUUGCUGCCAUCCCCCUAUGACAGUGAUGGAGAGCUGGAAUCUGACCUCAGUAGGAGCAGUUAUGCUGUGCUUCCCAAGCCAGAGCUCCCAGCAAAGGCGAGUACUUCCAAGUCCAGCUCGAAAUCUCACAGUGCUAGGUCUAAGAACAAAUUGGCAAAUAGCAACAGAAUUUCAAGUAAAUCAGACUAUGAUAAAACAUCCUCAAAACUGCAGGAGUCAAACACCUUGGAAAAGCAGUCCACACCCCAUUACGCGGAGGCCACGCCUCUCUGGCACUCACAGAGUGACUUUUUCACUGGGAAAAAUAGUCGUUCUGAAUCAGACUUUUCCAAAUUGUGUCAGUCUUACUCAGAAGAUUUUUCCGAGAAUCAGUUUUUCAGCAAGACUAACGGGAGCUCCCUGCUUUCAUCUUCAGAUCGGGAACUCUGGCAGAGGAAGCAGGAGGGGGUGCUUAUGUUGUACGACAGUCCUCAGGACCAGCCUUUGGAUGGGAGUACCAAAGGAAUGCCAGGCCAGAGUGAAAUCGAGAAUACAGAGACUGUGGAUAGUGGAAUGAGCAACAGCAUGGCCUGCGCAUCUGGAGACAGGAGCAAUUACAGUGGUUCUCAGCUCUCUUUACAUGAAGACCUGUCUCCAUGGAAGGAGUGGAAUCAAGCAGAGCACGGAACUGACGCAGCCUUAGAUUCAUCCACACAGGAAGCCUUUGACUACGACACCAACAGUCUGUCUGACCAACAGCUGGAUGUCUUCCACAAAGACCUAGAUGACUUAGAAAAGUGUCACAGUGACCUGCAAGAUGACUCUGAAAGCUACGACUUAACCCAGGACGACAACUCUUCUCCAUGUCCUGGGCUGGAUAAUGAACCACAAGGCCAGUGGAUUGGCCAGUACGAUUCUUACCAGGACGCCAAUUCUAAGGCACUGUACCCGAACCAAAGCCAGUUGUCCAUGAUGUAUCGAAGUCAAAGUGAAUUGCAAAGUGAUGAUUCAGAGGAUGCUCCACCCAAAUCCUGGCAUAGUCGAUUAAGUAUCGACCUUUCUGAUAAGACUUUCAGCUUCCCGAAAUUUGGAUCCACUCUGCAGAGGGCCAAGUCAGCUCUGGAAGUGGUAUGGAACAAAAGCACACAGAGUCUCAGUGGGUAUGAGGAGAGCGGAUCUUCCUUAAUGGGGAGGUUUCGGACAUUAUCUCAGUCCACUGCAAAUGAAUCCAGUACUACCCUCGACUCUGAUGUCUACACAGAGCCCUAUUACUACAAAGCCGAGGAAGAGGAGGACUACAUUGAACCGGUGGCCGACAGUGAAACAGAUUAUGUUGAAGUGAUGGAGCAAGUCCUCGCUAAGCUAGAAAACAGGACUAGUGUCACAGAAACAGAUGAACACACACAGGACUAUGAUCAUCCUUCCUAUGAAACACCCUAUGAGACCCCCCAAGAUGAAGGCUAUGAUGGUCAGGCAGAUGACAUCAUUAGUGAAGGGGAAUUGGAAGCCUUGAAUGAACCAGUGGCUGAAAUGGAAAUAAGAGACGAUGAAAAGCAAAGCCUUCCUGAACAGCCAGAGGAGGUCAUGAAGCCAAAGAGAAUCCGACCCUCAUUCAAAGCAGCAGCAUUAAGGGCCUACAAGGAGAAGAUGGCAGAACUGGAAGAGAAGAUCCUGGCUGGAGAUAGCAGUUCUAUGGAUGAAAAGGCUCGGAUAGUCAGUGGCAAUGAUUUGGAGACUUCCAAAUUCCCUGCACUCCAGGUGUUCAGUGGGGCUGGGCGUGGACUCUAUGGAAUUGACAGCAUGCCUGAUCUCCGCAGGAAAAAGACAUUGCCUAUUGUGCGAGAUGUGGCCAUGACCCUGGCUGCCCGGAAAUCUGGUCUGUCCCUCGCUAUGGUCAUCAGGACCUCCCUCAACAACGAGGAGCUGAAAAUGCACGUCUUCAAGAAGACUCUGCAGGCAUUGAUCUACCCCAUUUCUUCCACCACCCCACACAACUUUGAGGUCUGGACAGCAACGACACCCACCUACUGCUACGAGUGUGAAGGGCUGCUGUGGGGCAUUGCUCGGCAGGGCAUGAAGUGUCUGGAGUGUGGGGUGAAGUGUCAUGAGAAGUGUCAGGACCUCCUCAAUGCCGACUGUCUGCAGAGGGCAGCAGAAAAGAGCUCCAAACAUGGUGCCGAAGACAAGACACAGACCAUCAUCACAGCCAUGAAGGAAAGGAUGAAGAUCAGGGAAAAAAACCGGCCAGAAGUGUUUGAAGUCAUCCAGGAAAUGUUUCAGAUUUCUAAAGAGGACUUUGUACAGUACGCAAAGGCUGCCAAGCAGAGUGUGCUGGAUGGGACAUCUAAGUGGUCGGCAAAAAUAACCAUCACAGUGGUCUCUGCACAAGGCUUGCAGGCAAAAGACAAAACAGGGUCAAGUGACCCAUAUGUUACAGUUCAAGUUGGAAAAAAUAAAAGAAGAACUAAAACCAUCUUUGGAAACUUGAAUCCAGUAUGGGAUGAGAAGUUUUACUUUGAGUGUCAUAACUCCACGGAUCGGAUCAAGGUCAGAGUGUGGGACGAAGAUGACGACAUUAAGUCCAGAGUCAAGCAGCAUUUUAAAAAAGAGUCAGAUGACUUUCUGGGACAAACAAUUGUGGAAGUGAGGACUCUGAGUGGGGAGAUGGAUGUCUGGUACAACUUGGAAAAACGGACAGAUAAGUCAGCUGUAUCUGGGGCCAUUCGACUGAAAAUCAAUGUGGAAAUAAAAGGAGAGGAGAAGGUUGCACCCUACCACAUACAGUACACCUGCUUACAUGAGAACCUGUUUCAUUAUUUGACUGAAGUGAAAUCUAAUGGUGGUGUGAAAAUCCCAGAGGUCAAAGGUGAUGAAGCCUGGAAGGUUUUCUUUGAUGACGCUGCCCAAGAAAUAGUGGAUGAGUUUGCCAUGCGUUACGGGGUUGAAUCCAUUUACCAAGCUAUGACGCACUUUUCAUGUCUGUCUUCUAAGUACAUGUGCCCCGGGGUCCCUGCGGUCAUGAGUGCCCUGCUGGCCAACAUCAACGCCUUCUAUGCUCACACAACUGUCUCUACCAACGUGCAGGUUUCUGCCUCCGAUCGCUUUGCUGCUACAAACUUUGGAAAGGAAAAAUUCAUAAAACUACUGGACCAGCUGCAUAACUCUUUAAGGAUUGACCUGUCAAAGUACCGGGAAAACUUUCCCGCCAGCAACAGUGAGAGACUGCAGGACCUCAAGUCCACCGUGGAUCUGCUGACCAGCAUCACCUUCUUCAGGAUGAAGGUUCUGGAGCUGCAGAGCCCCCCAAAAGCCAGCACAGUGGUGAAGGAUUGUGUCAGAGCCUGUCUGGAUUCAACAUACAAGUAUAUUUUUGACAACUGCCACGAACUCUAUUCUCAGCUAAUAGACCCGAGUAAGAAGCAGGAUGUUGCCCAGGAAGACCAGGGACCGACCACCAAGAACCUGGACUUUUGGCCACAACUGAUUACCCUGAUGGUCACUAUUAUUGAUGAGGAUAAAACUGCCUACACUCCUGUCCUGAAUCAGUUUCCUCAGGAGCUAAACAUGGGAAAGGUCAGCGCAGAAGUCAUGUGGUCUCUUUUUGCUCUCGAUAUGAAAUUUGCACUAGAGGAACAUGAGAAGCAGCGGUUAUGCAAGAGCACAGAUUAUAUGAAUUUGCAUUUCAAAGUAAAAUGGUUUUAUAAUGAAUAUGUGCGAGAACUUCCUGCCUUCAAGGAUGCAGUUCCAGAAUAUUCCUUGUGGUUUGAGCCUUUUGUCAUGCAGUGGCUGGAUGAAAAUGAAGACGUGUCCAUGGAGUUUCUUCACGGAGCACUGGGAAGAGAUAAAAAAGAUGGAUUCCAGCAGACGUCGGAUCAUGCCCUCUUCUCAUGCUCUGUGGUCGAUGUCUUUGCUCAGCUUAACCAGAGCUUUGAGAUUGUUAAGAAACUGGAAUGUCCCAACCCUGAAGCCUUAUCUCACUUAAUGAGAAGAUUUGCAAAGACUAUCAAUAAAGUGCUGGUCCAGUAUGCUGCAAUUGUAUCGAGUGACUUCAGUUCAUACUGUGAGAAGGAGAAUGUGCCCUGCAUCUUGAUGAACAAUAUCCAACAACUUCGAGUCCAGCUGGAAAAAAUGUUUGAAUCCAUGGGUGGGAAAGAGCUAGACCCUGAAGCUAGCACUAUUCUAAAAGAACUUCAAGUUAAACUCAGCGGGGUUCUGGAUGAGCUAAGUGUCACUUAUGGAGAAAGUUUCCAACAUGUAAUUGAAGAGUGUAUAAAACAGAUGAGUUUUGAACUAAAUCAAAUGAGAGCGAAUGGAAACAGCACAACCAAUAAGAACAGCACAGCGAUGGAUGCAGAAAUUGUUCUGAGACCACUGAUGGACUUCCUGGACAAAACAUUAAGUCUCUCAGCAAAAAUCUGUGAGAAAACUGUCCUGAAACGAGUUCUGAAAGAACUGUGGAAACUGGUUCUUAACAAAAUAGAAAAACAAAUUGUUCUUCCUCCUCUGACAGAUCAAACAGGACCUCAGAUGAUCUUCAUUGCAGCUAAAGAUCUCGGGCAAUUAUCCAAACUGAAGGAACACAUGAUUCGAGAAGAGGCCAAAGGUCUGACACCAAGACAAUGUGCAAUUAUGGAGAUGGUGUUGGCCACCAUCAAGCAAUACUUUCAUGCAGGAGGAAAUGGCCUGAAAAAGAAUUUUCUGGAGAAAAGCCCAGAUCUUAGUUCUCUGAGAUAUGCCCUCAGUCUUUAUACUCAAACUACGGACGCCUUGGUCAAGAAGUUCAUAGAGACACAAGGCUCACAGAGUAGUUCCUCCAAAGAUGCAGUGGGUCAGAUCUCUGUCCAUGUGGAUAUCACCACUACCCCAGGCACUGGAGAACAUAAAGUCACUGUAAAAGUGAUUGCUAUCAAUGACCUAAACUGGCAGACCACAGCCAUGUUCCGCCCCUUUGUGGAAGUUUGCGUGCUGGGUCCCAACCUUGGAGACAAGAAGAGAAAGCAAGGCACGAAGACAAAAAGCAACACGUGGUCACCAAAGUACAACGAAACCUUCCAGUUCAUUCUGGGUAAUGAAAACCGCCCAGGGGCCUAUGAACUCCAUCUCUCAGUGAAAGAUUACUGCUUUGCCCGAGAAGACCGAAUUAUUGGCAUGACAGUCAUUCAGUUACACAGCAUAGCAGAGAAAGGCAGCUAUGGGGCCUGGUAUCCUCUUCUGAAAAACAUCUCUAUGGAUGAAACUGGCCUGACUAUCCUUAGAAUACUCUCUCAGAGGACCAGCGACGAUGUCGCUAAAGAGUUUGUGAGACUUAAAUCUGAAACCAGGUCUGCUUUAGAGAGUACUUGAAGCAAAUACUGCAAGGUUCCAUCUCUGAGAAUUCAUGGACCACCAUCGUUUGACCCUUGCAUGCAUGUGCAAAUACAUGGGAAUGUUUGAAUUCAGCUCGUUUUGAUGUUUGCCAGUCAUCAACCACAAUGUCUACAAGGUAUGUGGGAAACUUCUGAACUUUUAUACCAAUUCUGGUCUUUGGGAAAUAAAUGUUCCAUGAAGUGCCAAAAUUAUGAUGUAAAGUGAAAUAUCAAGACUCCUAACGUUCACGUCAUUCCCAGUUUCUCAUUCAAGAAACAAGCUGAAAAAAAUCACUCUUGAGUUUGUCCAUUAAUUGUCUUUGUUAGAUUAAUGUCUCCUGGCCUGCUGGAAAGCAUUUGAGACUCAGAUGCUAUUUUAUUUAGCGUUGCCUCAUUGGAAACAUCCUGCAUAUCCCUUUUCUACCAUAACUAGAAAUGCAGCAACUUCUAGAACGCAUUUGUAAUUUUAUAGUUGCAAAUAUAUUGUGAUUGAUUUUUGCAUACUAACUAUAAUAGAAAAGGUGGGAAAUAUUUUAUGCUGACCAGUUCCCAACCUUCUGAAAUAUCACUGUGAAGCAACGCUGUCAAAGCAAACUUACACAAAGCAAUGCUAAAUAGUUUGUUAAUGUUUGAUAUAUUGACAAAACUGUGUUCUUUAAAACUGCCACGGUCCCAUCACAUUUGUAAUAAAAUGAAAAAAGGUAACCUGAUACAGUACCAUGUAGCAUUAUGUCUCAGCUUUACCACAUUACAUUCUUUGGAAAGUCAUAGAAUCCAUGGUUUGGAAACAGAAUGCAAGGAUGGUCCAUUUGAAUUACCUGUGAUAAGUACGUGUCAGAGGAAAAAUACCCAUAUCUUUAUGGCUACUUACUUAACUCUACAAUCAGAGGUUUCUUUUAAAAAUAUUCAAUGGUUUAUACUGAAUACAGCAUUACUAUAUAUUGCUUUGGAGCCAAAAGUCACAUCUUCAUAUAUUUAGUGAGGAAAAAAUGUAAAAUAAACUGAAAAAAUUGCUUACAAUUUUGUAAUUUAUGUUCUUUAUAUGCCCCAAAUGCAACUUGAUUACAAAUAUUUGUGUUUUGGGAUUUUUAUGAUUUGAGUUUCUGGAGUCUGUACCUAAACAGUGGGCUGCAGAACAUGACUUUGUCAUGGUAACUUACAGCCACACCCUGAGUGGAUGCCCACCUGUGCAGAAACAAGAGGCUGCUGCAUUGACUGAACUCUGUGAAUAUGCCACUCUGGUAUAUGAGGAGCAGAAGUGAUUAGAUGUUGUGUCUCUCUACCGUUCUGCUACUGUGCCUGAAAACACAGGCUGGUGAGAUUGGCCAAUCCGUGUUAAACUCUUACACAACUGCUUUGUUAAUGACUUUUCCAAAUGCCUCGUAUGAUGCGAUCUCUGCACAUGCAUUAAUAAAUGGAUGUAUAUUGAGCUCAUGCAACA
This is a messenger RNA of Nannospalax galili (Upper Galilee mountains blind mole rat), 8865 nucleotides long. RefSeq names its product unc-13 homolog C (gene Unc13c). NCBI's taxonomy places the organism in Eukaryota, Metazoa, Chordata, Mammalia, Rodentia, Spalacidae. The transcript has 33 exons. Gene Ontology annotation, molecular function: phospholipid binding; diacylglycerol binding; calmodulin binding. Gene Ontology annotation, biological process: synaptic vesicle maturation; dense core granule priming; synaptic vesicle priming. Gene Ontology annotation, cellular component: terminal bouton; presynaptic membrane; synaptic vesicle membrane. Bases 781 to 7422 code for a protein of 2213 amino acids. The record is from RefSeq and is a predicted model, not a curated record.